AUGUCGCCAAUUCCUUGGGAGCUCCCGGCAUGGGUGCCUCAACAGUCGUGGAUUGCUUGCACCAUCCUCGUCCUCACAUCAUGCGUGACAUCAACUACUCUAGGCUUCGAUGGUUCCAUGAUGAAUGGACUCAACAUCCUUCCCUCGUACACGGAUUACUUCACCCUAACCACAGCCACUCUAGCGCUCAACACGGCUUCAGUGUGGAUGGGCAGCGCAAUAGCGGGCAUAGGGUACGCCAAAGUCCCGGACUGGAUUGGUCGCAAAUGGGCUCUGUUCUUCGGGGCUGUCUCCACAAUCAUCGGUGUCGUCCUCCAAACGGCCGCCCAGAACAUCGCCAUGUUUGUGAUCGCGAGGAUCAUCAUCGGCUUCGGGACUGGCGCCUCGUCCAUCGCUGCGCCCGUCUACCUGUCAGAGACUGUGCCUGUGAAGCUUCGCGCGGUCUCGCUGGCUCUAUUGUAUGACUUUUGGUAUGUUGGGGGUCUGAUCGCUGCUGGUGUCACGUACGGCACCGCAAAGAUGGAUUCCACUUGGGCCUGGCGUCUCCCGUCAGCCCUCCAGGGGCUCUUCAGCGUUCUUUGCAUAGUCCUCAUCCCAUUCACCCCGGAGUCCCCUCGAUGGCUUCAAGACCAGGGGCGGAAUAAAGAGGCUCUGCUGGCAUUGGCGCAGACCCAUUCGAAUGGGAACAUCGAUGACCCUGCCGUAGUCAUCCAAUUUCGCCAGAUCACGGAUACCCUUGCGUUCGAGAAGUCAUUCGAGAGCCCUUCAUUCAUGAAACAAUUCGCCAACAGCUCUUCCACUCGCAGGCGCAUAUUCUUGGUCUGCACCGUCGCCGUCUUUUCCAUGCUCUCCGGAAAUAACAUUAUUUCAUAUUACUUCGGAACAAUGCUGACGCAGGCGGGAGUAACGAACCCGACUACACAGCUUGAGAUCAACAUCAUCCUCAACGCGUGGUGCUUGGUCGUUUCUCUCGUGGGCACUGCUAUGGCGGACAAACUAGGGCGUAAAGCUCUGGCUGCCAUUUCCACGGCGCUGUUGACCAUUUUCAUCUUCCUCGUGGGCGGAUUGACCAAAGUCUACGGCGACUCGACCAAUAACUCCGGUAUCUACGGGACGGUGGCCACAAUAUUCCUCUUCCAGGGAGCAUACAGUUUCGGUUGGACGCCUCUUACUGUCCUGUACCCGCCGGAGGUCCUCAACUAUGGUCUCCGCUCGCUCGGCAUGGGCAUUUACACCUUCCUCGUGAACGGAGUGGGAUUGAUGGUAACAUUCUCAUUCCCAUUUGCGCUUGAAGCCAUUGGCUGGAAGACGUACAUGAUCAACGGCGCGUGGGACGUGCUAGAGCUGGUCGUGGUCUUGGUGUUCUGGGUUGAAACGAGCGGGCGCACACUGGAGGAGAUCGAUGAGAAUCUUGACGGAGAGGUCCACAGCGAGGCGCCCAAGUUGCGGGCUAUCAUGGGUGUGGCGCCAGAAGACAGGGAGGGCAUCGUGGAUGCCUUGGACUUGGGAAGGGAUAAGAAGAUGGAGGUAAUGGGCGAGGUGAGAGAGGUUGCUGAGGAGUAG
This is a messenger RNA of Cladophialophora psammophila CBS 110553, 1563 nucleotides long. RefSeq lists its product as uncharacterized. Gene Ontology annotation, biological process: transmembrane transport; carbohydrate transport. The coding region runs from base 1 to 1563 and encodes 520 amino acids. The record is from RefSeq and is a predicted model, not a curated record. Gene Ontology annotation, molecular function: carbohydrate:proton symporter activity. The transcript has 3 exons. Gene Ontology annotation, cellular component: membrane. Lineage: Eukaryota; Fungi; Ascomycota; Eurotiomycetes; Chaetothyriales; Herpotrichiellaceae.